CGCGACUCUCGCUUCUUGAAAACAUGGCGCCCACGAAGCUGUGUGUUCCAGGUGAAAGGCUCUGCAGCACGGAGGACUGUAUCCCCGGCACCGGCACGUAUCUGCGGCACGGCUACAUCUUCGCUUCGCUCGCGGGAUAUGUGCUGAGAAAGAACCAGGGAGAGGAGUUGCCGGUGAUUUCAGUCGUUAGGGAGACAGAAACACAACUUUUGCCUGACGUCGGUGCCAUCGUCACCUGUAAGGUGACGAGUAUCAACCCACGAUUUGCUAAAGUCCACAUCUUAUAUGUCGGUUCGACGCCACUAAAAGACAGGUUUAGAGGCACUAUCAGAAGAGAAGAUGUGAGAGCGACAGAGAAAGAUAAGGUGGAGACGUAUAAAAGCUUCAGGCCAGGCGACAUUGUCCUUGCAAAAGUUAUCUCUUUGGGCGACGUGCAGUCGAACUACCUGCUGACCACAGCGGAGAACGAGCUGGGUGUAGUCGUGGCCCACAGCGAGGCGGGGGCUCAGAUGGUGCCCAUCAGCUGGUGUGAGAUGCAGUGUCCAUGCACACACGCCAAAGAGUUUCGCAAGGUCGCGCGGGUACAGCCGGAGUACCUGCAGGCCUGAGCCACGCCCUUAGACCACACCCACUGGAACACACAGCUUCAAAGACACGCCCCCUCAUGCGGAACUCUCAGCCCAAUAGCAUUCUGUUUGGAAUUCUGUGUGAAUCGGGAUCGUCUCAUUCCACCCUGCCUGUGAAUGCACACUACCAAGUGAAUACUGCACGAGUAUCACAUUACCAUAAUCUGAAUCAGAGAGUUGGAACAAAUUUAUGGGUGAAUCUCUGUAAACUUUGCUACUUGGUCACAUUUCAUCACAAAAUCAAAAGGAAAGAAAAUAAGAAAUUACAUUUUGUGUAAAGCAACAAAAGCCUGUUUUUAGGACCAUUGAUAUUUUUUGUGUAGUAUAAAUGGAGCUUUAAAACCAAUGGCUCUUUUCCAAAGUGGAAAACUGUAAUUGUACUAUUAUUACAGUUACAUUCACUGUCACAACGGGAUUUGAAGUUUCUAGAGCAAUAACAUAAGGCGGCACUGUUUUCUAACUCCUCAAAACACAUGAACCACAAAAAGAGUCACCCAGAGAUGAAUUGACUUUUAUCUUGCUGCUUCUAUUCAGAACUUCUUGAAAUGUCUUAUUUGAUACCUUUUCCUUAUUCUGUCCUUCUGUCUGGAACUGUUUUGAAUGGUCAUGUGUUUACAAGAGAGAAAGAAAUAAAGUGUUUAACAUCACAA
Messenger RNA from Sinocyclocheilus grahami, 1276 nucleotides. Its product is annotated as exosome complex component CSL4-like. The transcript has 8 exons. NCBI's taxonomy places the organism in Eukaryota, Metazoa, Chordata, Actinopteri, Cypriniformes, Cyprinidae. Bases 24 to 608 code for a protein of 194 amino acids. The record is from RefSeq and is a predicted model, not a curated record. Gene Ontology annotation, molecular function: RNA binding. Gene Ontology annotation, cellular component: nuclear exosome (RNase complex); cytoplasm. Gene Ontology annotation, biological process: RNA processing.